AUGGAACAGUCAGAAAAGCUUCUCUCGAAUGAGAUCCGACUGUUGAUCCUCCUGCCCGGCAUAUGGUCCGACCCAAUCCGUUGUAAAUGGCGUGUCGUCUCACUCAAUGGAAAGCCGGAAUACAAGGCCCUAUCCUAUGUAUGGGGCCGGUCGAAACACUCGCAACCUAUUUACUUAAAUGGUUCUCCAGUAUAUAUCACGAGACAUCUCCGACGUGCCCUACGGCAGCUACGCAGUGACAGCGAGGCUGUUUGCUUAUGGAUCGAUGCUGUCUGCAUAAAUCAAUCCGACGACGAAGAGAAGACAGAACAGGUGAAGAUGAUGGGAAAGAUCUACGCUCAAAGUCAAGAGGUGGUUGUUUAUCUGGGCGAUGCUUUCGCUCCGAGCUUUUCCCAAUCUUUUAACCACCCUUCCGACACGAGCGAUGCCAUAGCACAUACAAUCGCACCCCAUGAAUGCUAUUCUACGGCGGCUCUCGAUGAGAAAGAUACGGGCCUUGUCUGGCGGAGGCAGAUGAGUUACAAGGAUGGGAGCUACCUUUUCUGUUUCAUCCAACUUUUAGCCGACGGAGUUGACAUGAACAGCUUUAUGGCGGGCAAAGGUCAAGGCAGCUUAGACGAGGUCAUGGAAGCGUUAAGACUAUUUCUCUCCGCAGUCAAAUGGUGGAAGAGAGUCUGGGUUAUCCAAGAGGUGGUCAUCGCCACCAAGAUUAUGAUCUUGUAUGGCUCUAUGAUUGCUCCGUGGGAGAUGUUCGUUAAGGCCGCAAACCGCGUGCUUGGAAAUUCUCAGAUGCAGAUUUCCUCACUCGCAGUAAACGACACGAAAGUCCUUCUUGAAUUCUCUAGACGAAUCCUCAGCAUUGAGUCUAUCCGAGCUAGAUGGCAGAGUCCUGAACAGAUAACAUUGUUACAGCUCUUGCGCCAAUUCAGUGGUAGAGAGGCAACAGACCCCAGAGAUAAGGUCUAUGCUCUGCUUGGUCUUGCAAAGGACAAACCUUCUGUUGAGCCUAAUUACGCGGCCUCAGAGCGGGAUGUUUUCGUUGGCACCGCUCUCGAUAUUAUAUCCAGAUCGAAGAGUCUCGGUGUCUUGACGGGCGAUUUCACAAUGAAGAAUAAUCAUGCACUGCCCUCGUGGGUUCCCGAUUGGAGUUCACCCUUUGAGGCAUCAAUACAGAGCCGAGUAGAGAGUGUGAAACACUACACUGCAUGCAAGAACUCCACAAUAUAUGUGCAACUGGAGGAAUCGGAGGAAGUAUCAAGCGCAUAUCAGGACUGUUAUAUAGGACCAUUGAGGUACCGUGAAAUUAUUGAAAAGUGCUACGGGCCUUGGGGAGGGCAUAUGUGCUUGCGAGUGCAUGAACAAGGCCGUAUCUCUCUACCAGCCUUGAUCGUCGAUCGGAUUAUGGCUGUCGGAGAAACGAUGUGGUCGGAUGCAGUACUAACUUCGACAAUAAGCUCAUGGCUUGCGGUAAUUGCUGAAUACUCGUUCCUUUUCGAGAAUAUGAUGACCCGUGAUGACUUCGAGCGCACCAUAUCUUAUCGGAUGCUGGUUGGCGAGAGAAGUACCUGA
Aspergillus oryzae RIB40 is the source of this 1569-nucleotide messenger RNA. RefSeq names its product HET domain-containing protein. NCBI's taxonomy places the organism in Eukaryota, Fungi, Ascomycota, Eurotiomycetes, Eurotiales, Aspergillaceae. The record is from RefSeq and is a predicted model, not a curated record. The transcript has 2 exons. Bases 1 to 1569 code for a protein of 522 amino acids.